GUAGCAGUUACAAGGAAGGAAUAAUCAGUUUGGGCAUUCAUUUAAUUUGCGUUUGUAAAUAAAAAAAUUGCAAGAGCAUAUAUAUAAACAAUUAAAAUUAGUGAUAAAAUAUGGAUAUAAACAUUAAGUCUGAACCAGACAUACUUGAAGAUACGGUUUCCCAAUCAUGUGAGUUUCUCGAUGAAAAGCCAGAUAUGGCCACAAUUGGAGACACGAAUGUGAAGAUUAAUCUUCAAAAGAAAGUUCGCGGAAAAAUCCGACACGCAAAAUAUCAAACUAAAAAAAAAUAUAACAGUGCAUUUAAAAAUUGUAAACAUAUAGGUGAAGUAAAAAAAAUGGACGAAUUUACACUUUAUUUGAAGAAACGAUUUCUGGAAACAUUUCACCGGGAAGGUUGCACGCCACAAGUAGUUGCAGGAUAUGCGAAAGGAUAUAAUAUCAAUGUCGAGGAAGUAAACGAAUUUUUUGAUGCGGCCGCCAAAGAAGCCCAGCAGUACGUAUAUCAAGAAUGUGAUUCGUUGAGUUUUAGUAACAUCACAGAAUGGUUGAAUUAUUUCCAAGCAUCUGGUGUGUCAUCGCAGUGUAACUAUGAAUCGGCUUUAGUUAUGAACGCCAUAGCGAAUAAUGAGUAUCAUCCUGAGCCGGAGGCCAUGCUAGGUGUUAAUUUUAAAGCCAUUUACAAAUUUCUUAGUAACGCUUUAAUGGGCCGGCCACAAACACCAUUGGAUGAAGCUUCGGCCAAAUUUCUAUCCAACGAAUUUCAGAAUCUAAUAAAUGAAGCAAACACUGACGAAGCCGAUGAUGAUGUACGAAACAUGAAAAGAAAAAUUGAAUAUUCUUUAAGUUUUAAUAACACAAAUCAUAGAUUCUAUAAUUUGGAUCCUUUAAAUACAGAUCAUGCACAGUUAGAAAGGUGUUGCAUUACAAAUGUAAAUUAUAACAAUUUAAAGCUUAAAAAUAUUGUAACAAUGUUGAAAAAAUAAUAAAAAUAAUUUUAGUAAUAAACAAUAA
Messenger RNA from Calliphora vicina (urban bluebottle blowfly), 1011 nucleotides. RefSeq lists its product as uncharacterized. Lineage: Eukaryota; Metazoa; Arthropoda; Insecta; Diptera; Calliphoridae. The coding region runs from base 111 to 983 and encodes 290 amino acids. The record is from RefSeq and is a predicted model, not a curated record. The transcript is spliced from 4 exons.